Messenger RNA from Prorocentrum cordatum, 597 nucleotides. Lineage: Eukaryota; Dinophyceae; Prorocentrales; Prorocentraceae. The record is from the annotation of a GenBank genome assembly.
AUGUCAAACUCGAUUGUAUACGCUAUUCCCGAGGCGAUCUCUCAGGUGAUGGCAGGUGCUCUUCCCGGCGCGCUUGAGAAAGCGCUGGGGCCUCGACUCGACGAGCUGUCGAAGACCAUGGAUAAGCAGAUUCCUGUGCUUUCGGAGCGAGUCGACGCUGGCAUGGGAUCACUUCCAAAUCAUUCCAGCAUGAAGGACGCAGACUUCGGGGAGCAGACCGUUGAGUACAUGCGUGAAGAGUUUGAGAUUCGUUUUCAGACCCUCGAGGCGCAGCUGGCGCUGCUGGGGCAAAAGCUGGACUGCGCCACUUCCGCGCCGCCCCGUUUGCAGUCGAGCAGCCCUGGGCUCAGAGGUGGGCGGCUGAUCGACGAUGCCGCCUCUGCGCCGCUGACCCUGGCCCGCUCGCAAUCGCAGGCAGCCUGCUCUAUUGGUGCGCCUCCGCGCAUCGAGCCCAGAGCGAGACCGAUCGACUACUCCAAGUUCGACAACCUGGACGUGGAUGACAGUGCACACGACCUCAUGAAGGGCUUUCUGGCCGACGUCGUCCGGGAAAGCUUGGGAAACGAUGAGCUCCCGCCAUUCCCAGGGGUGGACUAG